Messenger RNA from Carassius carassius (crucian carp), 2324 nucleotides. Its product is annotated as protein shisa-2-like. NCBI's taxonomy places the organism in Eukaryota, Metazoa, Chordata, Actinopteri, Cypriniformes, Cyprinidae. Bases 779 to 1654 code for a protein of 291 amino acids. The record is from RefSeq and is a predicted model, not a curated record. The transcript has 2 exons.
UUGUAAGGCACAGCACUGCGCAUGCGCCGCUUGACGGGUGGGCAGCUACCCCCUGAACGAAGAAGUUGUCAGUGGGUCACGCUCAGUCUAUCAAUGCCAAAUCCUCACUAUACACUAGUUCUGCUUGAGAUAUUGACAGCUUACUGCUUGCACCUUUUGGAAAUCAGUUGUUGCAGUUGAGUGCUCUUUUAAAUAUUAAUGAGCCAGACGUCCCAAAACGUUUACUGAAGUCGCAUGAUGUGGAUUAAUGUGGAAAAACUUCCUUGACUGGUUAGUAAAAAAAAAAAAAAUUCGUGAGAACACAUUGAGGAAUCGAGCGUAUGGAUUACAAAAGAAGUCAGUGUUGGUUGCUCCGUAUCUCAAGGGAAGACAUUUGAGAAGAGACAUGAAGAUCCGCUCAGAGUUGGAUUGAUGCAAAGUUCGCAGGAAGUUUCUCGCAGGAUUAUGGGAUAUUUUGAAUUUAUGGUUUAUGAGUAUAAAACCUCACCCCUUAUGGCUUUUACGCGUUUUUAUAUGUGUCCUCUUUCCUUUCAAUCCAAAACAAAGCUACUGGAAGUCUUGUGACGGCUGGGGAAACACUGGAUACUUGUCUGGAGCAGUUCUGCUGGACCUAUUGAAUUAACCUCGGGAUUUCUCUGCCCAAUGACAUUUCCAAAGUUGUCAGUUGGGUUCAUUUUUGCAGCGUCUCCUCGUUUUACUUGUUUAAUUUACCGAGUCAUUAAUUUAACAGGUCUAGACCAGACCCUGAGGUAUUUUAGUAGCACAGGUUUGUGUCAGGAUGCGGGGAUGCACGAGAUUCCCGAUAGCCGUCUCGGUGGUGCUGACACUUUUGACCAUCAUUAACGUGAAGGCGAGUGGAGAAUACUGUCACGGUUUUCAUGACGGUCAGGACGCUUGGAGAGACGGCUUUCAGUGUCCGGAGCGCUUCGACAGCGCCGAGGCCAUCAUCUGCUGCGGGAAAUGCGAGCUCAGAUACUGCUGCUCCAGCUCAGAGGCUCGCCUGGACCAGGGCACGUGUGAUAACGACAAGCAGACACAAGACACCAACCCUGGGAACAAGGACGAGAAAAAUUCUGGGGCAGUACCCAUCUAUGUGCCCUUCCUGAUCGUCGGCUCGGUCUUCGUUGCCUUCGUGCUGGUGGGCUCUGUUGUUGCCGUGUGCUGUUGCCGAUGUCUCCGUCCCAAACAGGAACUUUCAUCAGGCGGCAGCUCAGGAGGAGGGUCCAGCAGCGCCCGAGUCCUCGAGACGAUUCCCAUGAUGGCCAGCACAGGUACAUCACGAGGCUCGUCCUCCCGCCAGUCGAGCACGGCCACCUCCUCCAGCUCUUCAGCUCCGCCAGCCGCCCCCCGUCCCGCACCUGCCCCUAUGCUCCGCGCCCAGGCCUCGUGCUGCCUCCCGCCGGACGCCAGCGUCUACGUGAACAUGCCUACCAACUUCUCAGUGCUAAACUGCCAGCAAGCCACUCAAAUCCUUCCUCACCAAGGCCAGUUUCUACAUCCUCAGUACAUCGGAUUCGCCCACGCUGUUUCUCCGGGUCCUGCCUUCCUAGAUCCCUCUCAAGCGGGCUACCGCCCAUUGCAGUCUCCGUACCCUCCGCCAACCAGCGUGGCUAGUGUGACCGGGGAUCAAAAAUACCCUCCGGUUACCAUGUGAAUCCCAAUGGGACCAUCAUAGGAAUAAAAAUCACACACAAAAAAAAGUUCAGGGCACAAAUGAGACUCUCAAACCAGUGCUUUAUCAAACACAACAUCGUUUUCUGUGAUAUAAAGGACACAGUGCUUAAGAAAUGACUGGAUGUGUGUGUAACCUGCCUUGAAAAGUGCUAAUGGUGCCUUUAUAAAUGAAGCCCGUGUGUAUAUAUGCAUUGUAUAUUUGUGUUGUAUAACCGUGCAUGAGCGCUCUGUGUGUGACUGUAUAGGUGUGUUGGUUUAUGAGAUGCAGUAUGUGAAUGUGUGUGUGUAGUGCACUAUAUGUUGUGUGUAAUGGGAAUCACAGGUGCUGUAAUGUGAAAAACAGUCCUGGCUCCCUGUUGGAUGCUUAAAAUCUAAUGAAGUGAACACAGGACACAGACUGUGACGCUCCACCCUCUUGCCCACUGCAACACACACACAUACAGUAGACACACACACUUAAACUUUCGCAUAUACACACUCACAUUCUGCAGAACCAAAGUCAUUUUUGCUUUGCCAAGGAACUGAAUAAAAAAUAUAUACAAAAUAUAGGCCUGUGUUUGGGAAAGCAAUGUGCAAAGGUUAGGGUAGCAAAGAUCAGCGGUCUUCUGUUCUGAAGUCAGUUACGCGGUAAAAAAUGUCUGCCAACUGUU